AUGCACGGCAGGGCGGCCUGCUCUGGCACAGCCGCCGCCUGCUCCAGCAGGGCCAGCGCCAGAGGGGACCUCGGGAAACAGUGCCCCGCCUGCGCCUGGAGGCCGUUCCCGCGCAGCUGCGGCACGGAGUCCUGCAGCGCGCAGGGGCGACCGGCAGCCGAGAUGCCGCACGCCAACCUGGGCAGGGCGGCUGGCUGCACGCAGGGGCUCGAGUCGGCAGCUGUCUGCCGGCGCUUGCGGGCAGCUGCUCGCGCAGGCCCAGCGACUCUCGCGGCCACAGAGGCCCUCUUGACGGCGCUCCCCCAGGGAGCGACGCUGCUCUGCGAGUGGGCCAAAUGUCCGUCUGUUCCGCACUUGCCAGCGCGGGCCUGGCAGUCGUCGCGGCCGUGCUGGAGCGCGUCCCCGUGA
Prorocentrum cordatum is the source of this 408-nucleotide messenger RNA. The record is from the annotation of a GenBank genome assembly. NCBI's taxonomy places the organism in Eukaryota, Dinophyceae, Prorocentrales, Prorocentraceae.